Molecule: messenger RNA, 1324 nt
Organism: Toxorhynchites rutilus septentrionalis
Lineage: Eukaryota; Metazoa; Arthropoda; Insecta; Diptera; Culicidae
Exons: 3
Coding region: 111-1244 (377 amino acids)
Source: RefSeq, a predicted model, not a curated record
UUAUUGAUGUUCUCGUUCUUGGUAACGCGCCUUUCAACAAUAAAUAAUUUGUUUUCAUAUAAUGUUAUUUAUUAGUUAACUAUUUUUACCUUGAAACGAUUCAAUUUCAAAUGAUUGAUAUGUUUGAGGAAGUGAUUAUAGAUGAACACUCUCCGAACUAUGAUGAAAUGGAUUAUUUUGUGGACGAGGAGGAAAGGCAGACCGUUAAAAAAGUUGAGGUGAAACUUCCAAAAGGAAUAAUUGUAAGGAAAUGCAGAGAACAGAUUGCGAAGCCAAAACCUGUAAUACCUGGUAAAAAUGGAAAAUCUGUUGGGAUCAAAGUCAAUGAGCCGCCGAUUCCGGCAAGGAAAGUUCCGAUCGUGCGAAAACCUGGAGAAAUCGUUACUCCGGUUCACCUAAGACCACGAGAGCCGGUGAAAGUGUCCCCUUCUGUGAAACCAGCAUCCGAGUUGAUAAUGAAAGCGGAGUUUGAAGCGACAAGAGUCGGAGUGGAAUCACCUACAGCAAAAUCAAGUUCUAAACAACUUUCAACGCGAAGAUCUCAACCAGAACCGGACCCAGAGGUAAAUGGACAGUAUGACUUAGAACACAGCAAUGAUGACGGAAUCGAUGAAGUUUCACAAGACCUGAAUGUGUCAGCCAACGUGGUGGGUCCUUCCACGGAACAACUGAAUCGCAUCGAGAAGAAAAUGGAUCUUAUUUUGGGGAAGAUGAAUCAAAUUAUGUCAAAGUUGACCAGUCACGAUGGAUCAUUGAAAUUGCUGAAAAAAAGGGUCAACGAUCUUCGAUCAGAGUCUGUCCGUGACACUCAGUCUCCUCCACCCAAAAGGAGGAAGAAUCUAGUAACAUUUCCCGUAACAGACGACAACUAUCUACUUCGGCUAGAAGAGCUAUCCAGCACAGACGACGAAAUCCAGAGAGAAAUUGUUACCCUGUAUAACGAUGCCCCAGAUAGCGGCAUUUACGAGUAUAUGCGCAAAAAUACAUACGCCCUUUUCCAAAACACCUCGAAGUAUACAUGGACCGGGAGACUUCCCUCUUUGCCACCUACGAAUGCGGCGUGCAAAUUACAUCUCAUUGAGCUGUUAAUCUCAUGUGGAUGCGACAAGUUUCCUAAUUCUUCCCGAGAUCACAUAGAGAAAGAAUUCCGACGAGCGUUGCAUAACUUCAACGAGACGAGAAGUGCAACAAGGAAACGAAGGUUGGAUAGGAGUAAACUUAUGUCGCAGAUUGAAAUUUUAUGAAAUUUCGGUUAAAAUAUUUCGAAAUCUGGGUACAAGUAUAAGUUUGAAGAGAAAUAAAUGUCAAUGCGAUUAAAUAGAAA